CCUGCGGCCUUUAUCCAACACCGACCGUUGAAUGAAGCCGCAAAAAACAAGAAAUUGGUUUUGCAUGCGAUGUCGUCCUCAAACCAUAAUCCAGACAAAAGUCUGACGACCAUGCUCAUGAACUGUCACCUGGACGAGAGCCAUGUCGAUCCGGCGCCCCAAUCCCAAAUAGAAAUGAACACCAAUGACAGUGUUUCAUCCAUGGACGCCGACGAAAGUAGCAGCGUUAUUUCGGUGUCGUCGAUUGAUUCGUCGAUAGUCAGCUACCUGCACACAUCCCAAUUCAUCUCGUCCUCGGAAGUGUCCCAGGGAGCCAUCACCAUAGAGGAGACCACCACGGACAGCGAAGCUGCCCUGUCCGCCAGCCGUCCUGGUUCCGCCGACGUCGGCAUGAGUGCCAGCUCCUCUUUGAAGCGACACUCCCCAGAUCCCGAGAUCGACGAUCUGCAGAUAAAAAAACUUGCCUUAGGUCCCAGUACAAGUGCUGCCGCCGAAGUCGUGUCCUCAAUGAGGGCUCCAUUGAAGCGAGGGUCCGCGAACCACGAUGGGAAUGGUCCUUCGGUUAAGAAACCUCAUCGCGAUCCGGACGUCGUGGCCACCCCAUCGAAUCGCUCGGUCGUGACACGCAGUGGACGUGCGGUUGUGUUGCGCAAGGACCUGGAGUUCGACUACACCUCCCCGCAGGGCAAGGACGAGGACGAGGACGCGGACGCGGACGAGUCCGACGAUCCGUCGCUGGAGACCAACGACGAGGACGACGCGGACUACCAGCUGGCAACCGCCUUCGAGGAGCCCCUGGGGAGCCAGUGGCCGUGUCGCAAGCGACGCAGCAUUGGGAACAGCAGCAGCAGUGCCUGCAGCACCGACGGCAGCCACUCCUCGCCGGAGUCGCCGGUGCCGCCCAUUAUCUUCCUAGAGUUGGGCCUGCCAGUGGCCAUCGUGUGGCAGGAGCCGCUGGCCGAUCUCGACUUGGAGAGCGAUGGCGAGCUAAAGACUAAGGUGCACAAGUUUCUAGGUCUGGUGGCGCUCCGUCGCAAGCUGUACAAUCCCCAGGAGAACGGCGAUGCAGGAGAACCGGCGGAGAUUGGGAAGGAGGUGGCGAACCUAUCGCUUAGCUGUCUGCUGAUCAAUUCCAUCUGCUCGCCCGCAAAACCAGCCACAACGCCAUCGCCAGCCCAGCGUCUCAAUGCCUCGCCAGCAACCCCGCCCAGCUCCUCCUGGGCAAGCCUGAACCUGUCGCACCUCAACCCGCCCACCCAGAAGGAGCGCCAGACGAAGAUGUUCGACAACUUUGUGCUGCUGGCCAAUGCCAGUUCCUUCGAGGCGGAGACGCCCGAUUUCCUCAAGGAGCCCAUCGAUCUGAGCGAGCUGCCCAGCCAUCGCCAGCGGGCGAUUAUAUGUCGUCGCCACAAGGGCAGCGUUCCCUGUCUCGACAAUCAUCCCGACUUCUACCGAUUCGUGGAGUCGCUCGAUCCGGUCACCUCGAUCAAUUUCUGCCAUCCGCUGGCCCUGGACUAUCGCCAGAAGAACUUCGAGACCUGCAAAGUGGCUCUGGCCAAGCGGCUCUUCAACAUCUUCAAUCACGCCAUCUUCCGCUGCGGCCUGGUGGCGCCAAUCCUGUGGAAGCGCGGCAUUGGCACGCCGUGCAAGGCCGAGCUGGCCAUCGACGCCAACGGCAAGCGGACCGCGCGCAUCCUGCUCUGGGAGAACAUCAGCCACCCGUGCAUGCUCAUCAAGCCGCUGCUACAUGAAAUGAUACACGCGGCGGCCUUUGUUUUCAACCGGGAGACGGGACACGGCGACAGUUGCCGCAGAUGGGCCUACCAGGCCAAGCACGCGAUGCCGGAGCUGCCGGCGAUCGCCGACUGCCAGCCCACGUUCAAGUACACCUGCUCCCUGUGCGCCCGCUGUGCCUACGGCAGGAUCGACUUCCCGAAAGAUCAGCUGCGCUGUCACUACUGCCAGUUUGAGGUGGGCGUCAAGAAGUACUGCCAAGCCGACUUGUUCACCGGAUCGCGACCAGAUCCAACAGUGACUCCGUUCAGGAACUUCGUGCGCGAACAUUACUUGAAGCUGGGCGAGGUGAGUGGCACCACGCACAGCGCCAAAAUGCGGCUGCUUAAUGAGCAGUACUCGAAGAUCAAUCCGACCUGUUGUUAGAGCACCUUUGUUACGUUUGAACUUUUAUAUUUUAUAUUAAUACAUAAUUCCUAUUUUUUAAGACCCCUAACGAAUGCUGGCGGCAAAUGUGACAUACAUAUAUAUUAUUUACUACAAGCUGU
Drosophila gunungcola (fruit fly) is the source of this 2282-nucleotide messenger RNA. Its product is annotated as germ cell nuclear acidic protein. NCBI's taxonomy places the organism in Eukaryota, Metazoa, Arthropoda, Insecta, Diptera, Drosophilidae. The transcript is spliced from 7 exons. Gene Ontology annotation, cellular component: nucleus. Bases 70 to 2160 code for a protein of 696 amino acids. The record is from RefSeq and is a predicted model, not a curated record.